UUGAUUUACUCUGAAACUGUUUCAUCUUUCUGUGAGUUUUCGUCUCUCAUAGUAUGUUAUCGAAAUUGUAACUUUUUUUGGAGAUUAGCGUUUGUUGCUUCCAACAGUGAUGUUAUUGUCGUGGAUGUAGAAACUGGUCGUCGUAAGCAGCUGCUUGCCCACUGUGCCAAAGUUGUCAGCCUUCAUUUCACUUUUUCUAAUAAGUUGACGACUUAUACAAGUGAUGGUAUAGAAUGUGUUUGGUGUGCUAGCACGUUCUUACCUCUACAUAGUCGUAAGCUAAACUGUGUGCCUUUUGGUGUUUGGAACAGUAAUAAAGCAACAUUGGUUGUAACUAAAAAUCAAGAUAAAAAAUUUAUCAUUUCAAAGAUUAAUGAAAGCGAAGAAACUUUACAAAAACAAGAAAUCCUGCAAACUAAACCUCAUGACGUUGUUGGAUUUUCUGAAUUUGCUGUAACGGAUGAUUAUUUUGUAUGCUGUGAAAAACUGUUUGUAUAUCUCUACGUUUUCGGUGUUAAUGGAGUAAAGCGUUUCAAAUAUACUGGUAAAGCUGAAUUCAUGGAUUUUUCAUUAGUAAGAUUCACAAAUAUUGCGGCUUGUGGUAAUACAGUGGCGGCAGCAAUUUCCUUUGGCCGAGUUUUUAUAUGGAACAAUGUCUGCCGAAAAGGUAUUGGCAUUUUCAGUCAUUCAGUGCAUUGGCAUAAAUGGGCUCCAUAUUUAGCUCUUACCAAAUUUAAUAAUCUACUAUCUGGUGGUGAUGAAGGCGUAUUGGCGAAGUUUACUCUUUCUGAUUCGAAAUCUAUUGCUAAACCUCAGGUGCUACCACGAUUGCAGGCCCCUAUUCGGAGACUGCAACUUUCUGCAGAUGACUCUGUCGUGGCUGUUGUUUUAGCUGACAAUUCAGUUCACUUUAUUUCAAACUCAGCUCUUAAUGUUUUUUCUUCCAUGGAAUCUAUUCUGUAUUCUUUUAAAAGGUCGGGAUUUCCACUUACUGAUGAUCCUCUUUAUAAAAAUUACGUUAUCCACAGUGCUCGUCCUGGUUUCAUACAAUGGAUUGAUCCGCACUGUAUGAUCACUGUUAAAACGGCAGAUAUAUCUCGAGAAAAUCCAGUGGAAGGAGAAAACAUAUUUUCCGAUACUAACGGUUAUACAGAUGUAUGUGAGAUAGCAUUUUCACGGAAAAUGGUGUUAUCCGCAGACUGCAGUAUUGGUUUUGAUAUACCUAACAAUCGUUUGCAAUUUUGGCGUCGGAAUAGAAAGUUAGGAUCGCUAGCUCUAGAAUAUUACGAAUCAUAUUGUGACGACGUUAUUAAAUUUAUACGGGCAUGUCUGGAUUAUGAUAUGUUCAUCACGAUUGAUAAUAAAGGAGUUAUGGUCAAGUGGGAAAGAGUUGAAGGAGAUGAAAGAAAGUGGUGUAAGGGAGAUUCAAUUCAUUGGAUGGACGUUCCUGUUCUGCAUGUUUCGAAAAUAAGACAAUCACACUUUGCUGCAGUUCACAGUAUAACUCAAGACAGUAAUGGAGUGUUAGUACUCUGGAGUGCAGAACAGCACGAACCUUUCCGUUCAGUACAUGUUCAUCAAGGUGACGGAAAAAUUAAAUCAGUGGAAUGGGGUCCAUCGAGUAAUCCUAAUCUAUUAAUUGUAUCUUCUACAAAUUUUAUCUAUGCCUUCAACGUAUCUACGCUUGCUUCGGUUUGGAUCGUAUGUGAACCGAAUUUAAAACUUGCAAUCAGCUCACAGUUUAUUGUGGCAUACCAUGAAAAUGUUGUUUCUGUUAUCGAUACGUCUUCUGGCACUUUGUUGUGCCAGAAGAAGUUGAAUUCACCCCCAAUCAGUGUAAUCAGUAUAGAAGAAGAUGAAUCGUUUACAAUAAUUGCAGCUUACGAAAAAGGCUAUGGAGUGAUAGCAAAAUCAGAAAUAAUACAAGAAGCUCAAAAGCAACUUUUCUCGAGAGACACUGUAGUGAAAAAAACACCAUUCACAGAUUUGGUAACUAUUGGCUGUGAAGGAAUCAAAAAUAAUGUUCGAGUUGAAACAACACCGGAUGUGGAUAUUUUUUCUGGCCCAGCAUAUGCCCUUGCACCUAUGUCCUAUUUGGCUCAGAAAUUUAUUCAUUCAUGUUUUUUACCUCCUGAGCGAUGUGAUACUUGA
Thelazia callipaeda (thelaziosis nematode) is the source of this 2151-nucleotide messenger RNA. The record is from the annotation of a GenBank genome assembly. Lineage: Eukaryota; Metazoa; Nematoda; Chromadorea; Rhabditida; Thelaziidae.